This is a messenger RNA of Drosophila novamexicana, 552 nucleotides long. RefSeq names its product rutC family protein UK114 (gene UK114). The coding region runs from base 45 to 461 and encodes 138 amino acids. The record is from RefSeq and is a predicted model, not a curated record. The transcript is spliced from 3 exons. Gene Ontology annotation, molecular function: deaminase activity. NCBI's taxonomy places the organism in Eukaryota, Metazoa, Arthropoda, Insecta, Diptera, Drosophilidae. Gene Ontology annotation, cellular component: cytosol.
CGGCAACAGGUGCACAGGCGCUACAACAAUUCAAAAACAAAGCCAUGGCAACAAUUGUGCGUAAACUAAUCAGCACUGCAAAUGCAGCCAAGCCGGUGGCGCCAUACAAUCAAGCUGUGGUGGCCGAUCGCACUGUUUAUGUGUCCGGCUGUUUGGGUCUGGACAAGUCAACGAUGCAAUUGGUGCCAGGUGGCGCCACUGCGCAAGCAGAGAUGGCGCUGAAGAAUCUGGAGGCGGUGCUAAAAGCAGCCGACUCUGGCGUAGAUAAGGUGAUCAAGAACACAGUUUUCUUGAAAGAUCUGAACGACUUUGGUGCGGUCAACGAGGUGUACAAGCGGGUGUUCAAUAAGGAUUUUCCUGCACGCAGCUGCUUCCAGGUGGCCAAACUGCCAAUGGAUGCGCUCGUCGAGAUUGAGUGCAUCGCUCUGACUGGGCCCGUGCACACCGUUACCGUGGAAUAGCCAUUAAAGCCUUCAAAACUGUAAGGCAGAACCAAUUUAAAUAGGAAUUACGAAAUGCCAAUUAAAAGCUAAUAAAACCGAAAAUUGUUAA